Ambispora gerdemannii is the source of this 1764-nucleotide messenger RNA. Lineage: Eukaryota; Fungi; Glomeromycota; Glomeromycetes; Archaeosporales; Ambisporaceae. The record is from the annotation of a GenBank genome assembly.
AUGUCGGACAACAGCGAAAUCUCAUCCACCUUUUCACCUUGGUCCAACUUGAACUAUCCUUCAAAUACACAAUCUACUGGCGAAUCAGAAACGACACUAGAACAAGAGCAAUCUUAUAAUGAACAUCUUGUUCGAAAAUACAACACACAAGUCAAAAACGAUUCCAAUCCGAAGACAAUAGCUGCAUCUUUCGCCACCACCACAAACUAUGCAAUACACUCGUCACAAAUGAAGUCACCAGUUACAUGGGGUAUGGCUAACGCUUCUAUCAAUGCACAACCAAGUCAACAAGCUUCUCAUCAACCAUUUACUCAUGAUGGUAAUAUUCCUCGCAGUGAGAUGGAUAAAAAUAAGAAAGAUAACGAUGAUGACGAACAAUCAUCAUCCACGGAGCAAAGGAGCAAUGAAUCUGCAAAUCAAAUAAAUGAUCCGUCACAAGUUCCUUCACAAGACAAGAUCAAUAAUGUUAAAACUCUCAAAAGAAGUUCGCCUGAAAAUUCGAGCAGGGAACGGGAAAUAUUACAGGAUAAUACUGAAGCCAUGAAAACUGAUAUCGAACAAAAUUCUUCUGACGAAAAGAAUCAGGGAACGAUAACGAAAAAACUAAAAGAGGCAUGUCAAUAUGUUGGUGAUAUGGUCUCGGAGUCAAUAUAUCAAUUUUACAGUGAUAUUGUCCCGGAGCAAGUGUUUAACAAACUAACGGAUCCAUUGUUAAAUCAACAACCCAAACAAUCAUUUCAUUCCGUCGCGUUGUUUAUCUUUUUCAAUGUUGACUAUACACACAUUCUACCAGCUAAGGAAGAAUUCACCCGAUAUGGACUCACCUACUUAAUCGAGAUUUUCAAGUGCGGAACGCAUAAUCAAACCACAAACGCCAUCAACACCGCCAAAGAACUCACACUUGAUUGCGCGAUCAAUUGUUGGCGUAAUAAGAAAAACUUUACGCUCUUCAUUGCGACAGAUACGCAAGGAUACAUUGUUUCUGAAUUUAUUAAAAGCAUUCGCAAGAUCUGUGAUAGGGAGACUCUUCACGCAAUUGUCAUACGCCCAGAUGCAUCUCGUUUUUGGGUACGUGAUCUUGAUCGUGCUGGGGCAACGUAUGUGGUUUGUAACAAAAGUAAACACGUAGCUAUUGAAAUGAUGAAAUUUUUGGAAGCUUAUGAGAAAAAGGGAAGAGGCGGGCAGAAAGUGGAUUUUUAUAAUAAGGAUGAACCUUAUUAUGAAUUUACAAAUUUUUAUCGAGCUAAAGUGAACAUUGAUAAGCAUAGUUGGCCUACCACCGAGCACUAUUUCCAAGCGCAAAAGUUCGAAAACUUAUCUAUACAAAAAAAAAUUCGAAAUGCUUAUACAGCCCGUGAGGCAUUUUCAAUUGCUCGUGAUAAGAAUGACGAGAAAAGAACAAACUGGGAAUCGCCUACUUCUCCGGAUGGCAUCAUCUUCAAAGAAAAAGUGAUGGAACAUGCACAAAUGUGUAAAUACACUCAAUAUCCACAGUUGAAAUAUAAGCUGCUAUCAACAGCCACUGCUGAUUUAUACGAACACACCUCGAACGAUAAUUACUGGGGAGACGGGGGCAAUGAUCGAAGAGGACAGAAUCGCUUGGGCUGCAUUCUGACAAACGUUAGGUCAACGUUGAUGAAUCAGGAAAUUAAUAAGCUCGCUAUUAAGCAUAAAUGUUCGGCGCAGCAAACGUGGAUUGUGCCGCAGUUGCUGAAGAGAAUAAAUGAAUGGGAUCGGUCUCAGCCUACAAGCAAUAAGAUUUAA